Messenger RNA from Synchytrium microbalum, 729 nucleotides. RefSeq lists its product as uncharacterized. NCBI's taxonomy places the organism in Eukaryota, Fungi, Chytridiomycota, Chytridiomycetes, Synchytriales, Synchytriaceae. The transcript is spliced from 6 exons. The coding region runs from base 1 to 729 and encodes 242 amino acids. Gene Ontology annotation, biological process: proteasome-mediated ubiquitin-dependent protein catabolic process. Gene Ontology annotation, cellular component: nucleus; proteasome core complex; proteasome core complex, alpha-subunit complex. The record is from RefSeq and is a predicted model, not a curated record.
AUGUUCUUGACGCGUUCUGAAUAUGACCGUGGAGUCAACACUUUCUCUCCAGAAGGCCGUCUAUUCCAAGUCGAAUAUGCUAUGGAAGCAAUCAAAUUGGGAUCCACAGUCAUUGGCAUACAAACAUCAGAAGGUGUUGUUCUCGCAGUCGAGAAACGAGUCACUUCCAUCUUGAUGGAACCAAGCUCAAUUGAAAAGAUCAUGGAAAUUGAUGCUCAUUUGGGUUGUGCCAUGUCUGGUCUGACGGCUGAUUCAAGGACUAUGAUUGAUCAUGCCAGAGUUGAAGCUCAAAAUCAUUGGUUUACAUAUGACGAGAAAAUGAAGGUGGAGAGUGUCACUCAAGCUGUCUGUGAUUUGGCAUUGAGGUUUGGAGAAAGUGCUGACGGUGAAGACUCCAUCAUGUCGAGGCCAUUUGGUGUCGCACUUUUGAUUGCUGGUAUAGAUGAGAAGGGACCACAAUUAUAUCAUGCUGAUCCAUCAGGCACAUUCAUGAGAUAUGAUGCCAAAGCUAUUGGAUCUGGCUCUGAAGGUGCUCAAACGGAAUUACAAGAACAAUACAACAAGUCAUUGACAUUACGAGAGGCACAAGUGCUGGCACUCAAAGUACUAAAACAAGUCAUGGAGGAAAAGCUCAACUCAACCAAUGUCCAAGUGGCUACAGUUACACCCAAGGAUGGAUUUAGGAUUCAUGGUGAAGCUGAAUUGGCUGAAGUUGUCAAAACAUUGUAG